Messenger RNA from Pieris brassicae (large cabbage white), 510 nucleotides. RefSeq lists its product as uncharacterized. The transcript is spliced from 6 exons. The coding region runs from base 1 to 510 and encodes 169 amino acids. Lineage: Eukaryota; Metazoa; Arthropoda; Insecta; Lepidoptera; Pieridae. The record is from RefSeq and is a predicted model, not a curated record.
AUGGAUACCUCAAGAGACAUCACAGACACAACGCGCCGUCCACAACACCUUUCAUCUCGGAUAUCAGCAGAGUGGAGUGGAGCCACCGGUGGGCCUCCAGCGGAAGUUAUCUUGCGGCUUCAUCCCACGCCGGUCACAACAUAUCCAGCGCCACAAAUCACAGGCAACUUAUCCAUUACAGAAUUGGACGGCAGCGCCAUUGUAGUUCGCGCAGAAGAAGCGUUAAUAGUAGCAUUCGUUCUUUUACUUUGGGUGGCAGCGAUCGCUCUCUUCUUCAACCGCUGGGGCAAGAUCAGAAUGCUAGAACCUUAUCAACCUAAGUUUCAACAACAACAUCGGCAAAGCUGUGUACUCGCCGAAAACGCUAUAACCGUACCGCCACUGCAUAGAGCAUCACUGUCGAGAGGCUGUGUGUCAUAUGACUGUGGUGGAGCCUUUUCCGCUUAUCAGCCCUGUGGUUACCUUGCCCAUCGGCCAAGACAGGUAUGUUUGCGGAUUAUUACACAAUAG